Molecule: messenger RNA, 313 nt
Organism: Thamnophis sirtalis
Lineage: Eukaryota; Metazoa; Chordata; Lepidosauria; Squamata; Natricidae
Source: RefSeq, a predicted model, not a curated record
GUGGCUGAUGCCUAUCGGGCUCCUGUACGAAAGCCCGGGAAAUGGUGUGCUGUCCAUGUACAAAUUGCUUGGCAGAUCUACCAUCACCAACAGAAGAUAAAGCAAAUGCAGCUGGAUCCCCACAAGCUCGAAAUCGGUGGAAAACUUGACCUCUUCAGCAGACCCCCAGCUCCCGGCGUCUUUCCUGGCUUCCAUUAUUCUCAAGAUCUUGCCCGGCCCCUCUUCUCCAGCACAGGGUCUGCUCAUCCAAACUCCACCCCAUUUGGAUCCUCACCUCAUCACAGCAGUUUCCUGCCCACCAGCCAUUUGGCAG